Molecule: messenger RNA, 5379 nt
Organism: Xenopus laevis (African clawed frog)
Lineage: Eukaryota; Metazoa; Chordata; Amphibia; Anura; Pipidae
Gene: fer.S
Product: fer (fps/fes related) tyrosine kinase S homeolog
Exons: 19
Coding region: 278-2752 (824 amino acids)
Cellular component (GO): cytoskeleton
Molecular function (GO): kinase activity; transferase activity; nucleotide binding
Source: RefSeq, a predicted model, not a curated record
GUGAUCCAACACGCUGCGCGGUGACGUCAGGGGCGUCUGAGGCAGAAAGGGCAGCACGGGUCCGGAAUCGCCGGGCAUUAGGAUUGGCUGAUUUCUUUUUUUAAUGUUUUUUGUCUUUUUUUCGGGGUCCGGAGGAGUGUACUAAGUAGCCGGUAGUGAAGAGGGAAGAUGGCUGCCGCAUUGAAGUACAUCUCUAUCGCAUCGUUCUGACAUCCGGGGAUGUGUUGACCAAAACGCAUUUCUGUAAUCCUCAUAGCGUCUAAGUGGUGUGGGGAAGAUGGGCUUUGGCAAAGAACUCAGAUCUUCUCAUGAUGCCUUACUCAAACUACAAGACUGGGAGCUGCGACUGUUGGAAACUGUGAAGAAGUUUAUGUCGUUGAGAAUUAAAAGUGACAAGGAGUAUGCUUCAACUUUACAGAAUCUUUGCAACCAAGUGGACAAGGAGAGCGCUCUCCCACUAGAUUACAUAAGCAAUGUAUCCAAGUCAUGGUUGCACUUAGUGCAGCAGACAGAACAGCUGAGCAAAGUUAUGAAGACACAUGCUGAAGAACUCAAUGCUGGACCACUCCACCGCCUUACCACUUUGAUUAAAGACAAGCAGUAUGUAAAAAAGAGCUACAGCAAUAUCAACCAGCAGAUUGAGGCUGAACUGUACAAGGUCUCAAAAACAGAACUGGAAAAGCUGAAGUCAAGCUACAAACAGUUAACAAAAGAAGUAAAUUCUGCUAAAGAGAAAUUCAAAGAUGCAUCAGUCAAGGGUAAAGAGACUGAAAAGGCCAGAGACCGAUAUGAUAAAGCAAACAUGAAGCUUCAUAUACUUCAUAACCAAUAUGUGCUUGCUGUAAAAGGAGCUCAGCUUCAUCAGCAUCAAUAUUAUGACUCCACUCUCCCACUUCUGUUGGAUUCUUUGCAGAAGAUGCAAGAGGAAAUGAUACAAGCCCUUAAAGGCAUUUUUGCUGAAUACUGCCAGAUAACCAGCCUAGUUUCUGAAGAAAUUGUUGCUGUUCAUAAGGAGCUUGAGACCUGUGUUGAGGAAAUUAAUCCAAGCACAGAGUAUGAUAACUUCAUUGAAAAACACAGGACUGAAGAGACCAAGGAACCAGAUAUAGAAUUUGACACAUCUUUAUUAGAGGAAUUAGAAACUCUGCAGGCUAAUGAAAUCAUGUGGAACAAUCUAACUGCAGACAGUCUCAAUUCAAUGUUAAAAACAGCAACCGAUGAACUAUCUCGGACACAGCAAGCCCUUUUAACCAAAGAGGAACAACUGUCUAAAUUAGAAGUGAACCUAGAAGAAUCUGCUAGCACUUGUGAAAAAACAUCUGACACUGUGCUUUUGCUAAGCCAGAAGCAAGCCAUUGAAGAACUGAAGCAGUCAAUUGAGAAUCUGAAGUGCACAGAGUCAAAACUUUCAGCCCAAAAGGAGCUACUGGACAGGAAGAUUCAGGAAAAUGAAGGAAAAGAGCCUCCUCUAGUGGUUAAUUAUGAAGAAGAUGCCAGAUCUGUUUCUUCUGUGGAUAAAAAGGAAAAGGUAUCAAAAUUUUAUACUUUUCGACAUUCAAUAGCGGGAAUUAUCAGAUCACCAAAGUCAAUGCUUGGCUCCUCAUCGUUGCUUGAUGGAAUAUCAGCUAUCGACAAGCCUCUAUCUGAGCAAGAUUGGUACCAUGGUGCAAUUCCAAGGGUGGAAGCACAAGAAUUGCUAAAGCAACAAGGAGACUUCUUGGUGCGAGAAAGCCAUGGGAAACCUGGUGAAUAUGUCCUUUCUGUGUUUUCAGAUUCACAACGGAGGCACUUUAUCAUUCAGUUUGCUGAUGUACGUAAUCAAUAUAGAUUCGAAGGCACUGGAUUUCCAACUAUACCACAACUAAUAGAACAUCACUACACAACUAAACAAGUCAUAACAAAAAAAUCAGGGGUAGUUCUGCUGAAUCCGGUGGUUAAGGAUAAAAAGUGGAUUCUGAAUCAUGAAGAUGUUACCCUUGGAGAAUUGUUAGGAAAGGGCAAUUUUGGGGAAGUUUAUAAGGGUACUCUAAAGGAUAAAACACCAGUUGCUGUGAAAACAUGUAAAGAAGAUCUUCCUCAGGAACUGAAAAUAAAGUUUUUAUCUGAAGCAAGAAUACUGAAGCAAUAUGAUCAUGCGAAUAUUGUUAAGCUUAUUGGAGUAUGUACCCAAAGGCAACCAAUUUAUAUAGUCAUGGAACUUGUGCCAGGUGGUGAUUUUCUGUCCUUCUUAAGAAAAAAGAAGGAUGAUAUGAAAACAAAGCAGCUUGUGAAAUUUUCCUUGGAUGCAGCUUCUGGGAUGGCCUACUUGGAAUCUAAAAAUUGCAUUCACAGGGACCUAGCAGCACGCAACUGCCUGGUUGGUGAGAAUAAUGUUUUGAAAAUCAGUGACUUUGGCAUGUCUCGUCAAGAGGAUGAUGGGAUAUAUUCGUCUUCUGGUUUAAAGCAGAUCCCAAUCAAAUGGACAGCCCCAGAGGCUCUCAACUAUGGUCGGUACAGUUCGGAGAGUGAUGUAUGGAGUUUUGGCAUACUUCUCUGGGAAACGUUCAGCUUAGGAGUCUGCCCCUAUCCUGGAAUGACCAAUCAGCAAGCACGUGAACAAGUAGAAAAGGGAUACCGAAUGUCUGCUCCGCAGGAUUGUCCAGAGGAAGUGUUUAGAAUAAUGCAAAAGUGUUGGGAAUACAAACCAGAGAAUCGUCCGAAGUUCAGUGAAAUGCAGAAAGAACUUUCUUUUAUCAAGAAGAAAAUAACAUAGUGGAAACCAAAUGAUGGACUUUUGUUUUGUAUCCUAGUAUUGUAUUCGGGUGUGUUUUUCUUACACACAGGGAUUUAACCAAAACACAUUUUGCUGCCAUAUUUAGUUUAUCUGCAUGUGCCUUAAUUGUUAAAUAUAAAAGGCCCCACCAAAGGCAGCAGUUUUUAUGUCUUGUGAGACGUCACUAAACAAUGUCAAUAUCAAGAUUUUGUACAUAUGAGCCUAACCCUCAGAGUAAUGCACUAUAACCCUAAAUGGUUUCAAUCAUUUAACUGCUUACUAGUUCACUAACAGUACUGCACAGUGUGCCAUUAUUUAUCAUUUGUCAUCUUCCCUUUCCAGGAAUGGGGAGAAUAUUUAACCUUUGCACCAUCCUAUAAGUAUGGACCAUAGUUUGCUGUUUACCAAUGUGGCUACUGUGGUUCCCUUCCUGCUUUUGUAAGAGGGAAAGGAACUCGUUAAGAUUUGAUUUCAUAAUACCACUGUGACUAGAUGCUACCCUGUUAUCUAUUUGAGUUCCCUCUAAUGCACUUUUUAAAUACAGUACCUGUGACCUGUAUUCAUCGGCUUUGAACCCAGUUAUUCAACAGUUUGUUUUCAAUUGGAUUGAAAAUGGUAUACUGUUGGUAACUAAUAAUUCAGGGCAUUUAAAAGGUUUUUCUUUUGCUUUAGAGCCUAAAAGGGGCAGUAUAUUCCAUUUUUAAUAUGAGUUCAAAAAACAAGGCCUGCUCUGGACAUACUUUUUUCCUGUUUUAAUCAGAAACAUCGAUGGUGUUGUUUAUUCACUUAAAAAGGAAAAAUAUAAAUAUUCCAUGUUUGGUCAUUGCAAGAUAAAUAAUUAGGUUCCCAAUCUAUUAUCUAGGAGGAUUAUCUGUGUACUGGUGAAAUAAUUAUCUACCUUGUGAGGACCAAACAUGGAGUAGUUUCGGUUUCCCUGUUUAGCUCAAAAAAUAUCAAAACCCAUAGAUUUUUGGGAAUAAAUCAAUAGGCAUUCAAGUAUGUUCCACUUAUUAAAUCAAACUGUUGAAGAGGGGUUUAUGCAAGACCAAAGUCUGAGUUUUAUCCCAUGUUUUUCUAUGAAUUCAAAGAACUAAUACUUUUUUUCAUUUCUGUUUUAAUAGUAUCUUGUUUAUUAUUAUGCUAUUUUAUGUGGGUCACAAUUUUCGGUAGAGUGAAGAUUCAUUCUACAAAAACACAGAAUGUAUUCCUUCGUAUAUAUAUUAAUAUUCAUUAAGCAUUCAUCUAAAGCAGUGAUCUCCAAUCAGUGGCUUGUUGGAGCAACAUGUUGCUCAUCGACCCAUUGGAUGUUGCUUCCAGUGUCCUCAAAGCAGGUACUUCUUUUGGAAUUCCUGGCUUGGAGGCAACUUUUGGUUGCAUAAAAACCAUGUGUACUGCCAAGCAGAGCCUCCUGUAGGCUGCCAGUCAACAUAGGAGCUACCAAAUAGCCAACCACAGCCCUUAUUUGAUAUCCCCAGGAACUUUUUUGCAUUGCCUUCCAACAUUUCCAAACGUUGCUGUCCGACGUUUUUACAUCUGAAUGUGGCGCAUGGGUGAAAAAAAAGUUGGGGACCCCUGAUCUAAAGGAAUUCUUGGAAGGCAACGCUGGUUACCAGAUUUAAUUUAGUUUAAGGGAAACUUACUUGGAGAAAUUGUAGUAAAUAAUUACCUGCUUUACCACCAUUUGAGCAGGAGUUACUAAUACACAGCAUGUAGCUGCCAAACUCCUCCUGAUUCAUUUGAUUGGUCUUGUAUAUUUUAUCUAUUGCAGUGUGUUCUAGUUUAACUCUACAAACCCUUCAAGAAGAACUGAAAUGUUUACUAUAUUUGCACAGCUAUCUUAUUAUUGUUAGUGUAUUUUGUUAUUAUACUGAUGUCACAAUAGGUGGGCAGGGCAAUGAUCUGGUAAAACAGAACUUGUAUACAUUAGUGCUCCAACCUAUUGAGUGCUUGCUCUGCUGCCAUGCCCCACAUUACACCUUUGGAAGUAAACAAAUAAGACUUAUCGGUGACCAAUUUAAUUUACAGAAGUUUAUAUGGUGAUGCAUUCUACUCCAAAACAAUUUUUUUUUUUUUUUUUUGUUUAUAAAAAAAACCUUCAUUGGUAUGAAAACACUGUACAUUUUCCAUUGUUUAGAGAAUACAGAGAACCCAACUAAUGACUUGGGUAGGUGUAGUACUACUGUCCUCCAAGCCUUCCAGCAGUAUAUGACCUUGGAUCUGUGAAUGCCCUGACCUUAUGUUUUACAGAAUAUCAGACUGUAGUGUCCGUGUUUAGAAAAACAUUCUCUAUAAUGAACAAGGAAAGUGCAUGUUGAUAGGAAUGAAAGCUUUUUAAAUGAGAUGCUGGCUCAAGGUAAGCCAUUAACAUAAAAACAUGAAACAUUUUGUUUUCCUCUUCAGGUUAUUAUUUUGUCCAGUGUUGCAUGUAACAGUCCUUGUUCUCUUAUGCCUGUUCCUUCUUUAGAUUAACAUAAAAACAUGAAACAUUUUGUUUUCCUCUUCAGGUUAUUAUUUUGUCCAGUGUUGCAUGUAACAGUCCUUGUUCUCUUAUGCCUGUUCCUUCUUUAGAUUAGGCUCCACAUAAACCUGGAGUUAUUUUAUUUUUUCUAAUUACACUUUUGACCUAA